AUGGCGUCCAGCGACAGCGCCGAGGGGGAGGCUGUCAGCGGGGCCCAGCUCAUCGCCGAGUCCCUCAAGGCCCAAAAUAUCGAAUACAUGUUUGGUGUUGUUGGUAUUCCAGUUACUGAAAUCGCAGUUGCAGCCCAGGCAGUUGGAAUAAAGUAUGUAGGAAUGAGAAAUGAACAAGCUGCCUGUUAUGCUGCAUCUGCUAUUGGAUAUUUGACUGGCAGGCCAGGUGUGUGUCUUGUGGUGUCUGGUCCAGGUUUUUUACAUGCCCUUGGUGGGAUGGCAAAUGCAACCAUCAACUGCUGGCCUUUGAUUGUUAUUGGAGGCUCUUCUGACAGAAAUCAGGAAACCAUGGGAGCUUUCCAAGAAUUCCCACAGGUUGAAGCUGGUAGGCUGUACAGCAAGCUGUCUGUCCGUCCAAGCAGCUUAGAAGUUAUUCCUGCUGUUAUUGAAAAGGCUGUGAGAAGCAGCAUCUGUGGCCGUCCAGGUUCCUGCUAUAUUGACAUACCUGGGGAUUUUGUGAAUCUUCAGGUGAAUAAGAGCUCUGUCAAGUAUGCAGAAUGCUGCCUGCCACCUCCCAUCAGCACAGCUGAAUGCUCUGCUGUAUCCAAAGCAGCAUCUAUCCUUACUCGUUCCAAGCAGCCUCUCCUCAUCAUUGGCAAAGGUGCUGCUUAUUCACAUGCUGAAAACAGCAUCAGAAAGUUGGUGGAGCUUUGUGGACUGCCUUUUUUGCCUACACCAAUGGCAAAAGGAGUAGUUCCUGAUAACCAUCCAAACUGUGUAGCUGCAGCAAGAUCAACGGCAUUACAGCAUGCUGAUGUAAUCGUCUUGUUUGGUGCAAGGUUGAAUUGGAUUUUGCAUUUUGGUCUUCCACCAAGGUUUCGACAAGAUGUAAAAGUUAUUCAGAUUGAUAUUUGUGCAGAAGAGCUGGGGAAUAAUGUGAGGCCAGCUGCAGUUCUAUUAGGUGACAUAAACGCUGUGACUAAGCAGCUCUUAGAGGAAUUCAGCAAAAGACCAUGGAAAUACCCUUCUGAUUCAGAGUGGUGGAAGAAGCUGAAAGAGAAAAUAAUAUACAAUGAGGAGAGAUCAAAGGCUUUAGCAUUACAGGAAUCCCUGCCCAUGAAUUAUUACACAGUCUUUCACCACAUCAGAGAACUGAUCCCCAAGGACUGCAUCUUAGUAAGUGAGGGAGCAAACACCAUGGACAUUGGACGAACUAUGCUCCCGAAUUACUACCCUCGUCAAAGGCUUGAUGCAGGUACAUUUGGAACCAUGGGAGUUGGACUGGGUUUUGCUAUAGCAGCUGCAAUGGUAGCUAAAGACCGAACACCUGAAAAGCGAGUCAUCUGCGUAGAAGGAGACAGUGCUUUUGGAUUUUCUGGGAUGGAGGUGGAGACUAUUUGCAGAUACAACUUGCCCAUCCUGAUCAUUGUAGUAAACAACAACGGGAUUUACACUGGCCUGGAUGCAGAUUCCUGGAAGGAGAUCGUGAAGCUUGGAGAUCCUGCUACAUGUGUACCUCCUGUUUCUCUCCUGCCAAAUUCACACUAUGAGGAAGUUAUGUCUGCCUUUGGAGGUAAAGGAUACUUUGUGAAAACGCCAGAAGAAUUGCAGAAUGCCCUGAAAGCAAGCCUGACUGACAAGCAAAGACCUGCACUUAUAAAUGUGAUGAUUGAUCCACUGUCUGAGAGAAAGAAACAGGAGUUUCCUUGGCUGACUCGUUCUAACCUGUAGUAGAUGAUGAAGAUGAUGGUGGUGCAGUGUGCACCAUCCAGUGCACAAAACUGAAUUGGUUUCCA
Messenger RNA from Indicator indicator, 1796 nucleotides. RefSeq names its product 2-hydroxyacyl-CoA lyase 1 (gene HACL1). The record is from RefSeq and is a predicted model, not a curated record. Gene Ontology annotation, molecular function: thiamine pyrophosphate binding; magnesium ion binding; catalytic activity. NCBI's taxonomy places the organism in Eukaryota, Metazoa, Chordata, Aves, Piciformes, Indicatoridae. Gene Ontology annotation, cellular component: peroxisome. The transcript has 17 exons. Gene Ontology annotation, biological process: fatty acid alpha-oxidation. Bases 1 to 1731 code for a protein of 576 amino acids.